AUGGCCGCCUCCAAGACUCCCGCCCUCGAGCCGGCGGCGGGCUUCUCGCUGGAGUCCCGGCCCAAGCGGCCGGAUCGCGUGCCUUUGGCAAAAGGGGAAUACUCGGUCGCGUCCCGAGCUCUGGGACUGGCAACCUACUUCCUUUCGGGAGCGCUGGCUAUCAACAUAUCUCAAUUCCUGGGGUCUCCACUGAAAUCCAUCAACGAAGACUGGUACAACGCAUGGAUUGCCUUCACCAAGCAGUCCUUCGGGCUGCUGACCAUGACCUUGACCCAGACGUUCGCGCCGACCAAGGUGAUCGUGUCCGGCGACGAGUCUGUGCGAGGUCAACUCUUGAAAUCGACGGACGGGAAUCUGAUUUUGGAUUUCCCGGAGCGGCUCGUCCUCAUCGCGAACCAUCAGAUCUACACCGACUGGCUUUAUCUCUGGUGGAUUGCGUAUUGCAACGGCAUGCAUGGUCGACUGUACAUCAUCCUCAAGGAGUCACUGCGCAAAAUCCCCGUCCUGGGCUGGGGCAUGCAGCUGAACCAGUUCAUCUUUCUCAAGCGCAACUGGGAAGAAGACAAGCCGAACAUGGCUAGGUCUCUGCAAAAACUCAACAAACCGACCGACCCGAUGUGGCUGCUUCUGUUCCCCGAAGGCACGAAUCUGGCGCCCAGCACGCGUGCGAAAAGCGCGGCCUGGGCGAAGAAGAACAACAUCCCCGAUUGCAGGCACACCUUGCUCCCACGGAGCACGGGCCUGCACUUCUGCCUCGACGAGCUGAAGGGCUCGGUCGAAUACGUCUACGACGUAACGGUCGUCUACGCGGGCGUGCCUCGGGGUCAGUACGCCCAGGACAUCUUCACCCUAAAGGCAGGGUACAUGGAAGGCCGGCCUCCCAAGUCUGUUCACAUGCACUUCCGCCGGUUCGCGGUCAAGGAUAUCCCGAUACACGACGACAGGGCAUUUGAACUGUGGCUCAGGGCCCGCUGGCGCGAGAAGGACGUGAUGAUCGAAGAGUACUAUCAGACCGGCAAGCUUCCCGCCGACUACGGCGGCACGCGGUACAAGUCUGGCAAGGUCCUCCGAGGAUGCGGACACAUGGAGGUGCCCAUCCGCGCGAGCCAUUGGUACGAAUUCCUCCAGAUUUUCGCCCCCAUGGGCAUCCUCGCCAUGAUCCUGUACAUUUUCUACGGCGAUCUGCCGCAGCGGUUCUGGAAGAGUAUCAACAAACAGGCGCUGCGGGCAGGGACACAAGACCUGCGCAAAGCCGGCGCGCAGGCCGGGAAGGGGGUCAAAUCUGCAGGAUCGUCGCUGGGAGGACUGACACUGGACGAUUUCUUCCAGCCGGGCAAGCAGGAGGAGACGUUCAAGGCCGGGGCCAUGGCUGUGCAGAGGCUCAUCACGUCGCCCCAGGCCCAGACUUUACUCAACCGCGCGGACUUUAUGCAAGCCUUCCUGUCCGACCCGACGAAAAUGGUCCAAGACACCAUUACGGACAAGCAGCAGAGUUUCAUGCAGCAGCUGGCUCAAGAGGAAGCGAAAAGGCAGCAGCAGCACUCCAACGCCACUCCUCCGGCGGGGACCGGCUUCGUCAGACCCAUCCCGAGCAGGUCAUCAUCCGGAGGAUCAGUAAAGGGACCUCCCGCCACCAACAAGGGCAAUUUCUACAACCAACUCAAUGCUGAGGAGAGGAGCAGGGGUGGGUCCGUCGCCUCAAACGCAGCAAAGAAGGGAACAUUCUAUGACAGCUUGAAAGCCGAGGAACAGAGCCGUCGCCACUCCGUGAAGCAAUCAGAUGCAACAGGAAAAGGUACAUUCUGGCAGGACCUGAAAGAGGCAGAGGUCAAGAGAAUCGGUUCCGCCCCUGCGGCGAAGACGCCCCUGACGAGCAAGAAUCUCGCAUCGAAAGGGACUUUCUGGGACGCGGUCAAGAAGGAGGAGAAUACCAGGAUGGGCACGGUGGUGACGCUCUCCAGCAAUGCAACCACGGCUGUAGCUUCGCAGAGCUCCAAGUCUUCUUCCACUUCGCCACCCAAGUUGGGGCCCAAGAAAGCGGGCUCAAGCGCCGUGAAGCAGAAUAGCCCAAAUGUGGCGAAGGGGCAAAGAUCUGUGCAGAAACCAUCGAGUGCCACUCCCACAGCGGUCCAGAAGCAAAAAAUGUCGGAACCAGCAUCAGGACCGUCGAUGACGAAGCCGGGCCCCGUAUCGUCAACGACUCCGGGCGUGAAGAAGGGCGCGUCAUCGGCUGUUUCUAGGCAAAGUGCUACGAAGCCAGCAUCAACAUCAGCAUCCGCCGCGAAGCCUCCGCCAAAGUCGACGCUGGCAAACACGGGACCCCCAAAGCCACUGGCGCCAAUCAAGAAGCAGCCGACAGCAACAGCUCCAGCGACGCCAGCCUCGAAGCUCGCGGCCCAGAAGCCCGGGACCACGCCGGCAGCCACAAAAGGAGGAAAGAAACCGACCCCGAAGGCAACAACCAAUCCGAGUCCCAGCAAGAGUACUGGCCCGCCGGCAGUGAAGAAGCCACCAGCGCCAGCAUCCAACGCUGCUGGGCCGCCGAAGUUGAAGACGAUGGCAAAGAAUUGA
Messenger RNA from Cladophialophora yegresii CBS 114405, 2571 nucleotides. RefSeq lists its product as uncharacterized. The record is from RefSeq and is a predicted model, not a curated record. Gene Ontology annotation, molecular function: acyltransferase activity. Gene Ontology annotation, cellular component: endomembrane system. The transcript has a single exon. NCBI's taxonomy places the organism in Eukaryota, Fungi, Ascomycota, Eurotiomycetes, Chaetothyriales, Herpotrichiellaceae. Bases 1 to 2571 code for a protein of 856 amino acids.